AUGGCGUCCUUCAAGUUACCUCUAGCCGGCAAGACAGCUCUUGUCACCGGUGGCAUUAGGGGAAUUGGCCGAGGCAUUUCUCUAGAGCUCGCCCGUCGAGGUGCCAAUGUUGCUAUGGUCUAUGCCAACCCCAGCCGUCAAGAUACAGCAGUGGAAGUUGUCAAAGAGAUCCAAUCGCUUGAUUCUGGCGCAAAGGCUAUGAGCAUUCAGGCGGACUUGAAGAAGUUUGACAAUUACCAAAAGAUUGUCGACGAGACGCUGCAGGAGUUCCAUGUCAAGAACAUAGAUAUCGUUGUUCACAAUGCGGCCUUUGCUUCACCUGUGCCGACUGAGGAUACAACGGAACAGGUUUUCGACGAUACCAUGGCUACCAACGUUCGAGCUCCCUUCUUUCUCACCCAGACGUUGCUCCCAUACAUCCCUCAGGGAGGACGCGUGAUCCUUAUUUCAUCCAUUGCGGCUAGGCGGUUCUCGUUUGGAUUGCAUCAAACGGCUUAUGCCAUUAGCAAGGCAGCUGUCGAGGGGCUCGCUAGGAACUGGGCUGUUGAGUUUGGACAAUCGCGUGGCAUCACUGUAAACGCUUUAUCUGUUGGAUUUGUCGAGACGGAAUUGGUGCAGAGUCUCUCUCCUGAGCAUCUUGAAGCAUACCGCAAAGAAAAUGCCCGAGUUACGGCAGCAGCCCCAAGGAGUGGAACGCCAGAUGACAUUGCUCAGAUUGCAGCCUUUAUUGCCGGCGAAGAGUCUCGCUGGAUUACGGGCAGCACGAUUUCGGCCAAUGGCGGUAAAUGGCCGAUUUAA
Messenger RNA from Trichoderma atroviride IMI 206040, 798 nucleotides. RefSeq lists its product as uncharacterized. NCBI's taxonomy places the organism in Eukaryota, Fungi, Ascomycota, Sordariomycetes, Hypocreales, Hypocreaceae. The record is from RefSeq and is a predicted model, not a curated record. Gene Ontology annotation, molecular function: oxidoreductase activity.